Molecule: messenger RNA, 579 nt
Organism: Ilex paraguariensis (yerba mate)
Lineage: Eukaryota; Viridiplantae; Streptophyta; Magnoliopsida; Aquifoliales; Aquifoliaceae
Source: the annotation of a GenBank genome assembly
GAGAUAUUUGGGAACAACGAAGAGAAGUGUUGUUACUUCUUCACGGAGCUGAAGAAGAAGACGGCCAAAGGGAAACGAUUUGCUCGCACGGUUGGGAAGGGGAAAGGUUUGUGGAAAGGUCAAGACAAAGGCAAACCCAUUCAAAACCGUGAAGGAAAAGUUAUCGGAUACAAGAGAAGUUUAAGGUACGAGAAUGUAGGAUCGAUUCAACAUGGUCGAUGGCUCAUGAAAGAAUACAGUCUUUUUUCUCCUCAGGAUUAUGUACUACGCCGGAUUAAAAGGCUGGAUCACACACCAACUACGACAGCUGUUUGCCAAAAUCAACAGAAUGAGGAUGAACAUAUCAACAACAACAGGCAAAAAAAGGUAGCAGACACCCUUGAUAGCAAUCUUUGUUUUGAUCCUGAAGGCCUGAUGAUUGAGAUUGACAAUGUGGAUGGUUUCCUUGAGGACCUGAUGCUUCACAACUUGGAAUCUGCAACCAUCCCUCUUGGAACAUCGCCAUUGCAUAUCAAUUCAGAAGCUGAAUCAUCCAUCUACAACCAGUACAGACAGAUUCUUCUAGGCAAUGGGUGUUGA